UCAAGGCCAAAGAUGUUUUACACCUGCUAGGAUGUAUAGGCCAACAGCCCUCAGUGCAGACUCACCUAGGUCACAAUGUCAGUAGUGCUGAGGUGGAGAAACCUCCAUCAGACAGAGCCUCAAAUUCCUCUUUCUCGUACUGACAGCUGUGAAGUUGGUUGAAAAUGGGAGUCAAGAAGAAGAAAGACACGCAAGUGGCUGCACUGACCGUGUAUCACCAGGACCUGGAGACUCUGAAAUCUUUUGCUGACGCAGAGGGGAAGAACCUAGCUUCCUUACUGUUGCGGUGUGUCCAGCUCACGGAUGGAGUGUCACAAAUCCAUUGUGUCAAACAGAUUGUGCCUUUACUGGAGAAGAUAGAUAAAAAUAGUGUAUGUGAUCCCACAAUUCGAAGCUGCUUCAGUAUCUUAGCAAGCAUUUAUUUUUCUCUGAGUUUAAAGAAUCCGUUGAAGAAAGUGUUGGCAAGCUCACUAAAUGGCCUACCUGAAUUUUGUCUUACUGAGGCUGUUCAAAGUUUUACUUUUCGUCUUGGGGAAGAAUUGAAUACCACUGAUAUAUAUUCUUAUAGGAAAGUAUUUGACAAUAUAUCUUCCUGUGUGGAGAACUUUGACUUGGGCAGAACAAGUGUUAAUAAUCUGCUUAAAAAUGUGCUUUAUUUUCUGCAGAAGAGUUUAGUUGAAAUUCUGGAAGAAAACAGAAAAUUUGCUGGGAAUCAUAUUGUUCAAACACAGUUGAUGAAUGACUUGUUGGUAGGCAUUAGAGUUUCGGUGAUGUUAAUACAGAAAGUACAAGGUUUCCAGGGAAGUCUUUUGAAGACUUCCAGUUCUCCCAUAUGGCACAGUAUGUGUGGAUUGCUGAGUAUUUUCACCAAGUUUUUAAGUGAUGAUGACCUCCUACAGACUAUUCAGAGCACAUCUGGAUUAGCUGUUAUUCUUUUUAUUAAGACUAUGUUCCAUCCAUCUGAAAAACUUCCUUAUUUGAUUAGCAGUCUGCUACUCCGUUCCGUGGAUUGCAGCAGCAUCCCCGACUGGUUCCUGGGCAGCUGCAAGAGCCUUUGUUGUGCCAGUCUUUCUGGAUCCGCUCUCCUGUUCCUGUGCCAGGGGACACUGGCCAUGCUGGACUGGCAGGGUGGGAGAUUGGGUCUGAGUGGGGAGGCCCUGCUAUUGGAUACUGCACAUGUUUUAUUCACCUUGAAUUCACAGAUUAAGGAAGCAACACUGGAAAUGUUUCUGUCUAGAAUCUUGGCAACCUGGACUCAUUCAGCCCUACAGGUCCUUGAAUCAGGUUCCCUGGGUCUGAAGGACAGUUUGAACGGGAAUUCAAGCAUAGCUCAGAGACUUUUGGAAUAUGUCUACACCCAUUGGGAACAUCCAUUGGAUUCUCUGAGACACCAAACCAAAAUCAUAUUCAGAAAUCUUCUCCACAUGCACCAGCUCACUGUGGAAGGGGCAGAUUCGGUCUCUGAUCCUUUCUUUUCGGGAUUGACGGGGAAUCUUCUGCAACUGGAAUGGCAUAUUAAAGGAAAGUACAUAUGCCUUGGCUGUUUGGUGGAGUCCAUUGGAGUCCAACAUAUUUUGGCAGUAGAUAAAACCAUUCCCUCUCAAAUCUUAGAGGUGAUGGGGGACCAGUCAUUAGUACCUUAUGCAAGUGACCUCUUGGAAACCAUGUUUAAAAAUCACAAGAAUCACUUGAAAUCUCAGACUGUUGACAGUGCCUGGAUUGACCAAUGGCAUGAGACAUGGGUUUCUCCCCUCCUGUAUAUACUGUGUGAAGGAAACCUGGACCAGAAAUCUUAUGUAAUUGAUUAUUACUUGCCAAAAUUGUUGAAUUACAGCCCUGAAAGCUUAAGUUACAUGGUCAAGAUUCUUCACACUUCUAUUGACGCCAAAAUGGGGUCUUAUAACAGCAGAGGGGCCCUGGGGGCUUUGAUGGCAUGUCUGCGAACAGCCAGAGCUCACGGACAUCUUCAGUCAGCAACUGAUGCUUGGGAGAACCUUGUGUCUGGUGCCAGAAUAAAGCAAGGCUUAAUUCAUCAACACUGCCAAGUACGAAUAGACACUUUAGGUUUGCUUUGUGAAAGCAAUCGAAGCACAGAAAUUGUAUCCACAGAAGAAAUGCGGUGGAUUCAGUUUUUUAUCACAUACAAUCUUAACAGCCAGUCUCCAGGGGUGCGGCAACAGAUUUGCUCUCUUCUUAAAAAGCUGCUUUGUAGGAUCCGGGAAAGUUCCCAGGUCCUCUAUAAAUUACAGCAAAGUAAGUCCAGCCGUGAACUAGCAGAUGAGUCAAGCAAGCAGCAUCCUUCUGUGUCUUUACAACAGUAUAAGAAAUUUAUGUCAUCUAUUUGUGACAGUCUUUUUGAAGCAUUGUUUCCUGGGUCUUCCUACUCCACUAGAUUUUCAGCUUUAACCAUUUUAGACUCAAUAGCUGACGUUUUUCCUGUUCAAGAAGAUGGAGUCCAGACAGUAUAUCAGAUAAGUGAUGAUAUUGAUGUUGGUCGUUUCCAAACACUAAUGGAAUGUUUUACCAGCACAUUUGAAGAUGUGAAAAUUUUAGCAUUUGAUCUUUUGAUGAAGUUGUCAAAAACAGCUGUACAGUUUCAGGAUUCUGAGAAGUUGGAACGCUUGUUCCAGGCAGCCUUGGAGCUCAGCACAAGCCCCAAACCCUAUGACUGUGUCACAGCUUCCUACUUGCUGAAUUUCUUAAUCUGGCAGGAUGCUCUGCCGUCAUCUCUGCCUGCCUACUUAACCCAGCGAGUUGCAUGCAAAGGUGGCAAUACGUCCGCUGCUGUGGUGGAAAGGAACACACUAAUGGUUGUUAAGUGCUUAAUGGAAUAUCUUGAGGAAGAGAUCUCCAAGGCUGAACACUCUCUGCUUCAGGCGGCAGCAGCCUUUCCAAUGUAUGGGCGAGUUCACUGCAUAACGGGAGCUUUGCGGAAGUUAUCCCUCAACCGCCUGCAGCUGCUGAGUGAGUGGAGACCCGUGGUGGAGAAGCUCGUCUCUCUAUCCUACAGGCUGUCUGCUGUGGUGUCCCCGGUCAUUCAGAGUUCCUCCCCCGAGGGUCUUAUCCCCAUGGACACUGAUUCAGAGUCAACAAGCCGCUUACAGAUGAUUCUGAAUGAGAUUCAGCCACGAGAUACUAACGAUUACUUCAACCAAGCGAAACUGUUGAAAGAAUGUGAUAGCUUGAAUUUGGAGGACUUGACUAUUAAUACUACUGAAGUCAAAGGUAAAGAAGCAAAAGCAUGUGAUGUGACUGCUCAGAUGGUCCUGGUAUGCUGUUGGCGAAGCAUGAAGGAAGUUGCUUUACUUCUAGGCACCCUGUGCCAAUUUCUGCCCAUACAAUCUGUGCCAGAAUCUUCUGAUGGAUUAUUAACUGUGGAGCAGGUAAAAGAAAUAGGAAGUUACUUUAAACUGCACCUUUUACAGUCCAGGCACAGAGGAGCAUUUGAACUGGCUUACACUGGUUUUGUGAAGCUCACUGAAGUACUAAACAGGUGCCCUAAUGUGAGUCUGCAAAAGCUACCUGAGCAGUGGUUAUGGAAUGUUCUGGAGGAAAUUAAAUGCAGUGAUCCUUCAUCUAAACUCUGUGCUACAAGGCGCAGUGCUGGAAUCCCAUUUUAUAUACAGGCAUUGUUGGCAUCGGAACCAAAGAAAGGUAAAAUGGAUUUGUUGAAAAUAACAAUGAAGGAGUUAAUUUCUUUGGCUGGGCCUACAGAUGACUCAAGGAGCACAAUCCCCCAGGUUCAUGCCUUAAAUAUCCUUAGAGCUUUGUUCAGAGAUACACGACUGGGAGAAAAUAUUAUUCCUUAUGUUGCUGAUGGAGCGAAGGCUGCUAUUCUAGGCUUUACGUCACCAGUGUGGGCAGUGAGAAAUUCAUCCACACUUCUCUUUAGUUCCUUGAUCACAAGAAUUUUUGGAGUUAAGAGAGGAAAAGAUGAACUUUCCAAAACAAAUAGAAUGACAGGGACGCAGUUUUUCUCUCGCUUCCCAGAACUCUUUCCUUUUCUUCUCAAUCAGUUGAAAACUGUGGCCAAUAUGGCAGACAGUGAUGCGGGAGAGCCGGACCGUCAUCCAAGCAUGUUUCUCUUACUUUUGGUGUUGGAGAGACUCUACCCAUCCCCCAUGGAUGGCACCUCUUCUGCCCUGAGCCUGGCGCCUUUUGUUCCCUUCAUUAUGAGGUGUGGACGCUCACCUGUCUACCGCUCUCGUGAGAUGGCAGCUCGGGCCUUAGUCCCAUUUGUUACACUAGACCAGAUUCCUAAUACCAUCCAAACUCUAUUGGCCUCACUCCCUAACUGCACUGACCAGUGUCUCCGGCAAAACCAUAUUCAUGGGACACUUCUUCAGGUUUUUCAUCUGUUACAAGCCUACUCAGACUCCAAACACAGGACGAAUUCAGAGUUUGAGCAGGAGCUGACUGACAUCACUGUUUGUAUGAAAGCCAAACUGUGGCUGGCCAAAAGGCGAAAUCCAUGCUUGGUUACCAGAGCCGUGUAUAUUGAUACUCUACUCCUGUUGACUCACUGCCUCAACAAAACUGCACAGGGCCGCGAGCCAGUUCUGGAGAGUCUCAGCUUCUGGGAAGAAGUCAAAGGGAUCAUUUUGGAAUCAGAGCUCAUAACGGGAUUCCCCUGUACCUCCAAGGUGCCAGGCCUGUCCCAGUACCUCCAGAGACUCACCAAACUAGCCAUGGCUAUGGUAUGGGCAGCUGAGGCCAAGGCAGGAGAGCAUCGGAGCAACGUCCCCGUCUCCCUCUCUCAGCUGUUGGAGUCCUCUUUCCCUGAAGUGCGCUCGCUGACCCUGGAAGCCCUGUUGGAAAGGUCCUCCUCAGCAGAGAAGGGACGACCACCCUGGCUGUGCCACAUAGGGGAGAGGCUCCUGCAGCUGGCAAUGAAGGAAAAGCAGCCAGAAUGCUUCUGCAAGAUACUGAAGAUUCUCCAUUGCUUAGACCCCAUUGAGUGGCUUCCCCACACGGAACACUGGAUCCAUCUGACCCCAAGGGAGUUCUUGAUCUGGACCAUGGAUAUUGCUUCCAAUGAAAGAUUUGAAAUUCAGAGCGUAGCCCUGAGACUUGCCUCAAAAGUGAUUGCCCACCACCUGCAGACACGCGAAGAGAGCAGGGUCUCCAUAGCCCCUGAACUGAAGCAGUGGGUUCGGCUGGUGGUCCUGUCCUGCGAAGACCAUCUCCCCACAGAGUCCAGGCUGGCUGCUGCGCAAAUCCUCACAGGCACUGCGCCCCUAUUUCUCACCGCUCCCCAUCCUGUUCUAGAGUUGCAGGAUACACUUGCUCUCUGGAAGUGUGUCCUCAACCUCCUGCAGAGCGAGGAGCAAGUUGUCAGAGAUGCAGCCACAGAGACCGUGACGACUGCCAUGUCACAAGAAAAUACCCGUCAAUCAACAGAGUUUGCCUUCUGCCAGGUAGACGCCUCCAUCGCUUUGGCCCUGGCCCCGUCUGUGCUGUGUGACCUGCUCCAGCAGUGGGACCAGCUGGCUGCUGCUCUGCCCGUCCUGCUGGGAUGGCUGCUGGGCGAAGAUGACGACCUCACCACCAUAAAUGUGGACAGCACGCCUCAGGUGGGAGAUGACUAUCUGUUCGAGAAAGCAGAGGUCAACUUCUGGGCGGAGCCCCUGCUCUUCGUGAGACACCUCUGCCAGCACCUCUCCGGCCUCCUUUCCAAGUCCGGCUGGUGUCCCCCUACCCCCGACGGGCUCGGUCCCCUUCAGAGGACGCUGUCGGAGCAGUGCCAUCUCCUUCCUCAGCUCUUCGGAGAGUUGCCACCUGCUGCGGAGUUUGUGAAGACAGUGGAGUUCACCAGACUGCGCAUUCAGGAGGAGAGGACCCUGGCCUGCCUGCAGCUGCUGGCCCUUCUAGAAGGAAAAGAAGGAACCCCUUGGUCCUCAGUGCUGCAGGCUCUUCUCCACAAGAGAGUGUGCUAACUCUCCGCUGGACAGAGAAAGGGCCAUUGAUGCCAGAAGACUGGGGGCUGGGGAGGGUCUGCAGCGGCUUGCUGCGGUAAACCUGUCAGAGCACACUGAACAUAAAGUCCAAUGUUUUCCUCUUCAGGCCUCCCUCGCCUCUGCGGGGCUGGUCUUCUUGUCACUUCUUCCCAAGGAAUAUUUCUUCAGCUCAUUCAUUCAGUUUAUUGCAGCUACUGUAGGAAGUGAGGCUGCUGCACUGUUCCCAGGUGCAGGCCACCUGCAGGCCUGAAGGAGCCCUAACAUCCAGCCAGCGGCCACCCAGCGAUUUCUGAGUCCCCUACACAGAGCUGGGCUGGAGCCCCACCCACAAGGCCCGCCCCUCUCCUGGCUCAGGUAGGGGCUGGAUUCAUUGGCAUCCAGCCCAUUCAGUCAGGUUGCUAAGUUUUAUUCCAUUUUAGCAAAGCAGAAAUAUGUUCCAAGUGUUGGAUCCUGGAAGAAUUAAGUAAGGUUCAACUUCAUACAAACGAUUUUGGGGUGUGUGUGUGUGUGUGUGUGUGUGCCUGCCUGUGUGAGUCCUGCAGUAACCAACACAUUCCAUCCUAAUUAUUCAAAGAGCCAUUGAGAGUUCCGCCUGACCACUGCCUCCCUCCACCACCACUAACUCCCCACCCCCAUGCUUCUGCUCAUGCUGAGAAACCUGAUUUUGCCACUUGGUGAAAGCAUAGACGCUUGGCUAUUGGAAGGAACCUGGGGGAAGAGAGCCAGAAUAAAUGACUUGAAGGCUACACUGUUUACCAUCAUUUGCUUGGUGGCAACAAGAAGAUUCUCUUUUAAGACACCAGUAAACACAGUUAUCCGUUUCACUGAUCUAAUCUAGAAACCUUAAGGGUUUUCUGUUGUUCCAAGUCCAGCCCCAAUCCUCACACACCCAGCAGGUGGCGCCCUUGCACACAUUUUGUUGCUGAUCUUUUUCUUUGGCUUACAUUUUUAAUCUAUAAUUUGAGAAUAAAUGCUUCCCACAUAUUUGCUAUCUGAACAUUCAUAGCUUAGAUGGGCCACAGCCUUAUCCACACGCAUUUUUUUUUUCAUAUUAGGUAUCUGGAAAAGACUAUUUUGGUGAUAGCAUAAAAACCAGUUCCAGCUUUUUAGGUUCUGUAUUUUAAGAUGAGUGGGACAUUUUGAUUUUUUUUUUUUGGUAAGAGCGUCUGAAAAGCAGGUUAAAGAAGAGAAUGUUCAUUUCCUGGUGCAGAAAACGUGGUGUGAUCUGUCUCCAAAAGACAAACAAGUUGCUUCCCCUAAAAACGCAGCCAAUCCGAAGCAUGAAGGGCUUCAGAAAGUGAACUCCGCAUCCAAAGUUGUGUCCUAAAGAGAACAGGAAAUUCCCUGGGUGGUUCUGCAACCAGUCAGCCCGAAAUGUGGUUUUUCUUCUUCUUCUUCUUUUUUUUUUUUUUUCCUGUGAUCCUGAAAUAAUUACUUAGUUAAGCUUCUGUGUAGCCCACACCUGAGGGAAAGCUGCCAGCCUAACACUUCUUGUUUUGUGCUAAGACCUGCCUGGUGAGAAGGCUGGGGACUUCAGUGGCAACGUGGUGAUAAGUGCAGAAUAACCAAGAAAGCCCAGCCUGUUGGCAAAGGCCAGUGCACUUGAGUCUUACACUUCAAGUGAAAUAAAAGCAGUUACGUAAUGAUAGAA
Messenger RNA from Ochotona princeps (American pika), 7608 nucleotides. RefSeq names its product THADA armadillo repeat containing (gene THADA). Bases 165 to 5936 code for a protein of 1923 amino acids. The transcript is spliced from 37 exons. The record is from RefSeq and is a predicted model, not a curated record. Gene Ontology annotation, cellular component: cytosol. Gene Ontology annotation, biological process: tRNA methylation. NCBI's taxonomy places the organism in Eukaryota, Metazoa, Chordata, Mammalia, Lagomorpha, Ochotonidae.